Messenger RNA from Fusarium proliferatum ET1, 717 nucleotides. RefSeq lists its product as uncharacterized. The transcript is spliced from 4 exons. NCBI's taxonomy places the organism in Eukaryota, Fungi, Ascomycota, Sordariomycetes, Hypocreales, Nectriaceae. The record is from RefSeq and is a predicted model, not a curated record. The coding region runs from base 1 to 717 and encodes 238 amino acids.
AUGAUACGCAUUUGCCUUCUCCUUUUUGCCCUGGCUGUAUGUGCGGCACCUAUCGAGGGCACCGCAGCGCAGACCUUGGACUUCUGCGGUGAGCCGGAUAAGAGUAACUAUACACUCAUCCAAGAUCCUUUCCUUGGCGACAUGGACCUUGGUCAACCAGGUAUCACCCUUGAAACUACUUAUGGUGACGAAACUCCUCGCUGGUUCAUGGUGUAUCAAAACGGAAUAGACGCGAAGCCGUAUCGCGCGAUGAAGGUUCCUUCCAACACAACUGUAUUUGUUGACUUGACAACAUGGUGCUCAACAUUCUCCGGAAGACUCGUCCGUGGUAACGAUAUCGAUUUUGAUGGCGGCGAGCACAAUCUCGGCACAUGGGCAGAGGUGAACUGGCAGAGCUAUCCAUUCGUGUACGGUGGGGUGUCUGUCAUUGAAGGCAAUGACGGGCCCAUCCUCUUACAAUCAGAAGACCCUAACACCCCUCCCAUGGGCUUCACCGAAGAUAUUAUACCUCGAGCCCCCAAAGAAUGCAGGAUGAAAAAGGACAGCGGAGGCAUGGCGCUGAAGCCAACUGACAAGGAUGGAUACGACGAAGCAACGAGAGAAUUCACGAAACGACAACUGGACAAGCAGAAGGUAUCUAUCGACAAGAGCUACACCGCGACGAUCAUGUCCCACAACGGAAGGUUCAAGAUUGUUUUUCUCCACGGGAACCACUAA